Molecule: messenger RNA, 1662 nt
Organism: Pseudozyma flocculosa PF-1
Lineage: Eukaryota; Fungi; Basidiomycota; Ustilaginomycetes; Ustilaginales; Ustilaginaceae
Exons: 6
Coding region: 1-1662 (553 amino acids)
Biological process (GO): endocytosis; actin filament organization; actin cortical patch localization
Cellular component (GO): actin cortical patch
Molecular function (GO): phosphatidylinositol binding; ubiquitin binding
Source: RefSeq, a predicted model, not a curated record
AUGAUGCGCGAACUGGCCGGACAGGCCCAGGGCUUCUACUCGGGCAGCAAAAAGCCCUUUUCCGCUGUCAGCGACUGGAUCGACCGCCUCUGCACCCAGAAGUACGCGGAAGAGGACCUCGACGGCAUCCCCGAGCUGGUAGAAGCCAUCAACCUCCAGUCCACCGGCCCGGCGGAGGCCAGCCGAGCACUCCGCAAGAAGAUGAAGUACAGCAACGUGCACGGCCAGAAGCGCGCACUCAUCAUCCUGCGGUACUGCGUGGAAAACUGCAACAAGCGCUUCCAGACCACCUUCGCCAACGACCAGCUGAUCGAGCGCCUCAAGCUCAUGUCGCAGGACGAGCUGGUCGAUGCAUCCGUCCGCCGCCUCCUGAUGCGCGUCCUUCUCUCGUGGCACCACCAGUUCAAAGACGACCCCUCGAUGCGCACCGUCGCUGGACUCUACGUGGCGUGCGGCGGCGGCAAAAAGUCCGACGCCCAGAAGAAGAGCGAGGCCGCCGAAGCCUACCGCAAGCGCGAGGAAGAGGCGCGCCGCGAGCAGCAGAUCCGCAGCGACCGCAAGGCCGCCGAGCGCCUCCAGAAGCUCGAGGAAAAGGAGCUGGCCAAGCGAAAGAAGAAGGGAGGCGCCUCGGGCGCCGCCAAACGGCCCGCCUUCAAUUUUGAGCAGGAGAAGCCGCAGAUCCUCUCGUCGCUCGCCACGUCGCAGUCGUCGGCCACGGCCCUGGUCAAUGCCCUGCAGCACGUCAACCGCGAAAAGGAGAGCGUCACCGAAAACGCCCGCGUCCAGGACUACCUCGCCCGCGUCAAGGUCGAGCGCAAGAAGAUCAUCCGCUACAUCCAGCUGGUCAAGGACGAGGAGUUCAUCGGCAGCCUCAUCUCGGCCAAUGAUCAAAUCAUCCUCGCGCUGCAGCUGUACGACCGGCUGUCCAAACCCGUCGAGCUCGACAGCGACGAGGACAACGAGCCGCUGGCGGCCAUCUCUGGCGGCGAGACGGCCGAACAGAAGCAGGCGGCGCGGCUCGAGGCCGACGAUGCCGAGAUUGAGCUGGUGCGCAAGCGCAUCGCCGCCGCGCGCCUCAAUGCGCCCGAGGGCGAGCUCGAGAAGCUUCAGGACCGGCAGCGCGGCCGCAUCGAGCGGCACAACACGCGCGUCGGCAGCAUCCGCAGCUUCGACAUGGGCGGCAGUGCGAGUGCGGGCGCAGGCGAGGGCGCGGUUGGCGAUCUCAUGGACCUCAACUUUGACGACGACCAGACGACGACCAGCUCGGCACGAGGCGGGGGCGGGGGCAUGACGGCGUCCGAGAGCGCGGGAUCCGGCUUCCAGGCGCGCGGCGGUGCGCUGUCCGACUACAGCGACUACGAUGAGUCCGAGGAGAGCGACGGCGAGGGCCAGGGCCACCGCGUGCCCGUGGGCCGGUCGACGAGGCCGGACGGGGCGUCGUGGACGAAUCUCAACGACAGCGAGGAGGAAGAGUGGCUUCAGGCCACCCAGGGCCACCGGCCGCGCAUCGGCCCCGGUUUCAGCUGGAACGAGGGCGACGACGACAACGACGACGACGAGGCAGAGGACCCGUUUGCCGAUCCGUUUGCCGAUGCCAAUGCGGGGCCCGCGGCGAUUCAGCGCCCGUCGAACCAGCCUCGUCGCGAGUGGGCUGCCGUGUAA